AUUUUAGUUGAAUGACCAGUGACACAUGACCGAGAACUCAAACAGAGAGACUGAUUUUGCUCUUGGUCUAAAAAACAGCAGAUUUAUUUGUGUAUCUACCAGCUUGAGGUUACACCCCCUGGCUUUAGAUAUAACCUCUCAUAGUACAUUUACAACUAAUACUACUAAACUUUGAAAUAGCUGUAAUUUAAAAAAAAACGUUGUAUUGAUCAUUCUGUAUCUAUUGUUUGCGGGACAGUUACUACUGCUGGACUCGCUGGACUGUCGGACUGCAGUAUCAACAUAUUGGAGUUUCAUUUUAGGGGAAACCAGUGCAUUUUCUGCCAAGUCCUCUCUGCCAGUGGUGCGGGACCUGAUCAAUCACUUUGACACUUCUAUUACCAUCUAUCACUUUUACCUCUGCCUCAAGUUGUUGUUCGUUUAGAGGAGUCGCUGUCACACACCAUGCCAGCGAACCAGGCCUUCGUCACCCUGGCCACCACAGACAGCUACUGCAUGGGGGCUCUGGUGGUAGGACAGUGUUUACGACGACACAGGACCACACGGCAGACUGUUGUGAUGGUCUCCACUAAUGUCUCUAGCCAGGCACGGGCUGCCCUGGGCCAUGUGUUUGACCAGGUCCUGGUAGUGGAUGUGCUGGACAGUGGAGACCAAGCACAUCUAUCCUGGCUGGGACGACCAGAACUGGGGGUCACUUUCACCAAGCUCCACUGUUGGACCCUCACCCAAUACAGCAAAUGUGUGUUCCUGGAUGCAGACACACUCGUGUUGUGUAACGUGGACGAGCUGUUUGAGCGUGAGGAGCUGUCUGCGGCCCCUGACCCUGGCUGGCCGGACUGUUUUAACUCAGGGGUGUUUGUGUUCCGGCCCUCUCUGAUCACACACGGCAGGCUGUUGGAGCAUGCACGACAACACGGCAGCUUCGACGGUGGGGACCAGGGCCUCUUGAACACAUUUUUCAGUGACUGGGCUGUUAGAGAUAUCAGUAAACACCUGCCUUUUGUGUACAACCUCAGUGCCAUCGCAGUCUACACCUAUUUGCCUGCUUAUCAAGAAUAUGGUCACAAUGCUAAGAUUGUCCACUUCCUGGGUUCGGUCAAGCCAUGGAAUCUACGUUCUAACUCACAGACCAAUCAGCACACCAACAGCCACCUGGAAGAGUUUGUUUACCAGUGGUGGAUGGAGUACUCCUACUUACAUCACCUUAUAAAGACAAUGUCCCAUCAAGAACCUGCUGUGCCAAGCCAACAUGCUGGGCCAAAGCAACAUAGCCAGGGAAGAGAAGAAGAGAAGCCAAAGGGGAGAGAAGAAGAGAAGCCAAAGGGGAGAGAAGAAGAGAAGCCAAAGGGGAGAGAAGAAGAGAAGCCAAAGGGGAGAGAAGAAGAGAAGCCAAAGGGGAGAGAAGAAGAGAAGCCAAAGGGGAGAGAAGAAGAGAAGCCAAAGGGGAGAGAAGAAGAGAAGCCAAAGGGGAGAGAAGAAGAGAAGCCAAAGGCGAGAGAAGAAGAGAAGCCAAAGGGGAGAGAAGAAGAGAAGCCAAAGGCGAGAGAAGAAGAGAAGCCAAAGGCGAGAGAAGAAGAGAAGCCAAAGGCGAGAGAAAAAGAUGAGCCAAAGGCAAGAGAAGAAGAGAAGUCAAAGGCGAGAGAAGAAGAUAAGCCAAAGGGGAGAGAAGCAACAGUGUCGUUGAUAGAGGACCUCACAGAAUCAUUACUCCGAAAAGUCAAUCUGCUCACAGAGGAGAGGAAGAAGAGGCUUGAUUCACCCACGCAGCCAGGAGAAAUGCGUACCCAACGUCAGGGUGUAUCCACGGGGAAGGAGGGAGGAGCUGGAACAGCCAACCAGGACCCACCUGGACCCAGUGAGGAAGGGUCAGAGGUCACUGAAACGGCCUUCAACCCCAUGGAGGAUCCUGCCACUGAACCUACUGCUGCCAAGACAGAGGAGGAUGAUCUGGAGCAGCGGAGGCUGUGGGAGGAGGGCCAGGCGGACUACCUGGGCAAAGACGCCUUCGACAACAUCCAGAAAAAACUGGACCGAUUCUUAUAUUUGUAGCUUGUUUCGUGUGGCAAGAUACUGUAGCAAUAGUACUGUAUACUCAUGUUCAUGUUGAAGUGUGUUAUGUCUCUAGCGUCGACCACCACUCUAAUAGGGGUUUCGGUGUCCCUUUGCUGUAAAAAAAUAUAUAUAUAUAUAAACUUGAUUCCAAUUUCAUUUAAAAAAAUGUGCUCAUAGAAUUCAUGUUGAGAUGCAUUCCUUAUUUUGAUGUUAUGCUGGAUAUAUCUGGAAGAUUUUAAAUGGUCUCUAUGUUGCCACUAGAGGGCACUGUGGCUUUUAAAAUAAAGCACUUUUCCUGGUCAAAGAUAAAGUCACACUCAACUCCAACAGCCCUAUAGGGGUCAUGAUAGUCUUGUGUAGACUACGGCAACUAGGGAAAGAAGAAGUAAUAUUGGCCUCAGGGAUCCUAUUCAUACAUGUUGUUGGAGCAAUAUCCAUCUAUAGGCUUGUACACCACUAUUGUCCUAGGAGAGAAUGGUAGCCCUCACUGUGAGGGUCUGGAAAGGGCUGUGUAGACCUACCAAGGCUAAGGAGAUACAUUUGGAGAACAGCAGCAGCCUUAUGUAACUUAAGGCUGCACUUAAAUGGACUAAUCAGCCACACCUUUAUAUCAGGCAAGUGGAGUCAUCUGGCUGUAUUCUCUACCAGUUAUUCAAUAGCAUUGACAUCACAAUAACCCUCCUAAAGGAGUCUAUUUGCUUUGACAAUCGCUUUCAUUUGACACCCAGAUGUUUUCUCUGAAUUCCAUAGCUUCGCUGUCAGGUACAUUAACUGUGCUAUCCACCUAGCCAGGUUGAAGAUCUAGCAAACUGCAUUGCGCUGUUAAAAACAGGAGCUUCAGGCAAUAGUUUAGGAGGGUGGAGGCGUGAGGAGAGAAAAAUACAGUAUAUUUCAGUUAGUUUCCUUUUGUUUACUCCCCCUUAAAUGUGUUUCAGUGCUAGACACUGCGUCCCGAAUGGGACCCUAUUCCCUAUAUAGUGCACUACUUCUACUGGUUCUGGUCAAAAGUAGUGCACUAUAUAUGGAAUAGAGUGACAUUUGGGAUGUAUACACUGAUGCCUCACAGGAAGAAACGUAGGUAAUCAUCUCGGAUCUUUCAGACGAUGGGGGGGACAAGGUAUUCUUUUCGUUGUCUGAUAUUCACCCAAAAAGAAAGUCCUCCAAGCUGGCUGCUUUUAGUAAUAAAGCAUUAAUAACAUUUCGAGGACAAUCACAGGCCAAGAGGAGGCGUACUGUAUUUAUAUGUGUGUGUGUGUCCUUGAUUACAUUGAAAUGAAAUGUGAUAAGUGCCAUGAACCCCUAUAAGCACCUCCAUAUGUUUUUGGUUAACGUUGAAGCUGACAUUGAGCCUAACCUCAGAGGUGGCGUCCGAAAUGGCACCCUACCCCCUUAAGAGUGCACUACUUUUGACCAGAGCAGGGCUCUGGUCAAAAGUAGUGCACGACAUAGAGAAUAGGGUGCCAUUUGGGACACAAACCAGACUGUGACUGUGUGGCAGUGUUUGCAUGACUGUUUGGAUUUUAGCUUGCAAUGCAAAUUUGGUCCGCUAAUUUGGUCUGUGGUUUGACCGAUGGGGUAUGAUUCUAUUAGUGCACAAUCCCUCCCAUAAGGCUAAUUGAGAAUGGAUUGCAGAAGUAAUCAUAUUCAGAUGACGAGAGAGACCACAGGAAGCAGAUCUAAGAAUGGUUGUAUGCCAAAGGUUAAGGGAAUUAUAUGGAUUUUGUCAUGUAUGUUUUCAGACAGGGACCAGACACAAAAUUGUCUGAGGCAAUAUCGACAAUGAUAUACUAACUAUAGUACAGUCAAUCACCACAAAGCAAAAAUCAUAAGAAACUAUAAUGACUACAUGUUGCAAUUAGCAUGUUGCAGUCUCUCAAUACAGACUGUUGAGAUGACCAGCAUAAACGGCACGUUUGAUUCUGGGUCCCCGAGAUUUUGUAGCAAUAAAUACAACAACACUUGACUUAAUGCUGGAGAAGACUAUUGUAUGGUACUGUAAUGCUUGUCAUCAAAAAAAAUAAAAACACAAAAAGUGUC
Messenger RNA from Oncorhynchus kisutch (coho salmon), 4089 nucleotides. RefSeq names its product glycogenin-2-like. The transcript has 9 exons. The record is from RefSeq and is a predicted model, not a curated record. Lineage: Eukaryota; Metazoa; Chordata; Actinopteri; Salmoniformes; Salmonidae. Gene Ontology annotation, molecular function: glycosyltransferase activity. Bases 445 to 2049 code for a protein of 534 amino acids.